Molecule: messenger RNA, 3675 nt
Organism: Thlaspi arvense
Lineage: Eukaryota; Viridiplantae; Streptophyta; Magnoliopsida; Brassicales; Brassicaceae
Source: the annotation of a GenBank genome assembly
CACAACUUCUUCCUCUCCUCUCGUUUAUUAUCCAACCCAAAAAAAACGAUCACUCGAAUAUCUGUGUAGUCGCGACACGCCAAUUAUAAAUUUUUCAUAAUUAUUAUUAUUAUUAUUUUCUUUAAACACCCUGAAAAAGAAUUACAUAAAUUCAAAUAACGAAUUUAAAGUUUUUUUCUUUUUUCUUUUCCAUCGAUGAUGGCGCUUCCACACACAGUCUCUUCACCUUCUUCGACUUCGCUAUCUUCCUUCAAAUCCAAGCCGCCGUUUCGCUCCUCCUUCAACACCGGCUCUCCAUCUCCGACCGUUGCCUUCCGUCGCUGUAAGCUCGGCUCCUUCCGAUGCUCGUCCUCCUCCUUCUCCGAGAAGCACCACAACGCGAACCCUCCCAAAUCCGAUGACGUCGUCGAGCUUCCUCUGUUCCCUCUCCCGCUCGUUCUCUUCCCCGGCGCGAUCCUCCCUCUCCAGAUCUUCGAGUUCCGCUACCGAAUCAUGAUGCACACUCUCCUCCAGUCCGACCUCCGAUUCGGCGUCGUUUACUCCGACUCCGUCUCCGGAUCCGCCGCAGAGGUCGGGUGCGUCGGCGAGGUCGUGAAGCACGAGCGGCUCGUCGACGACCGGUUCUUCCUGAUAUGCAAAGGCCAGGAGCGGUUCCGCGUCACGAGCCUCGUCCGCACGAAGCCGUACCUCGUCGCGGAGGUGACGUGGCUGGAGGACCGUCCGUCAGGGGAGGAGAACCUGGACGCGCUGGCGAGCGAGGUCGAGGUUCUGAUGAAGGAAGUGAUUCGGCUGUCGAACAGGCUGAACGGGAAGCCGGAGAAGGAGGCGCAGGACCUGAGGAGGAACCAGUUUCCGACGCCGUUUUCGUUCUUCGUCGGGAGCACGUUCGAAGGAGCGCCGAGGGAGCAGCAAGCGUUGCUGGAGCUGGAGGAUACGGCGGCGAGGUUAAAGAGGGAGAGAGAGACGCUGAGGAAUACACUCAAUUACUUGACUGCAGCUUCUGCUGUCAAAGAUGUCUUCCCUUCCUCGUCCUAGUGAUGAUAUUGAUACCUACCGAAUCUCUGCUGUGAUAAUUUGCUAUAUAUACGAAAAAUCUGCAAAGUUCCUAAACUGUAAUGGCUGUAAAUUAUGUUACGUUUUGGUGGUAUUAGUUUAAGCUUUGCAUAUAAUUAAGCUUAUGGAGUUAGUAGUAUCACUUUGUUUCGAUAUGUGAACUUCUCAUGUAGAAUAAUGUGGAAACUUACCAAUGGAUCUGAAUAAAUUGCUUGGGAUGUGAAUUAAAAAAGUGUUUUCCUGAUCAUAAGAAUGAUUCAGUGUGGAUCAGAAAAACACAUUUUUGCAGCAAUUACAUUAUCUCUUUUUCUUUGCGUUACAUUCUUUCAUUACCAUUUUUUUUUUACAUAUCAAACAAACAAAAAAACAAUAAAAUAUUUUGCAGAGAGAUCACAUGUGAACACUUGGCGUCUUAUGAUUAGUGGAGAUUAAAAAAAUAUACGAGGCUAUUACGGUAAAAAACAGCUCUCUCGCUUCUGAAAGGGAUCAAGAAAUCGAGGACCGUGUUUCAGUCUGAAUCUCUUUUUUUUUGUUUUCGUCUGAGUUUCGAUACAUAGAUCGGAUAUGGCGGCUGAUAAUACGGGCGCGAAAUCGAGCUCCGCGGCGGAUUCUUACGUGGGGAGCUUGAUUAGUUUGACAUCUAAGAGCGAGAUCAGAUACGAAGGGAUUCUUUACAACAUCAAUACAGAUGAAUCCAGUAUCGGACUUUCAAACGUCCGAUCAUUUGGAACUGAAGGAAGGAAGAAAGAUGGUUCGCAAGUUCCUCCUAGUGACAGAGUUUAUGAGUACAUAUUGUUCCGUGGAACUGACAUCAAGGAUCUGCAAGUCAAGGCUUCUCCUCCUGUUCAGCCUACGCCUACUGUAAACAACGACCCUGCUAUCAUUCAGUCUCACUAUCCUAACCCGACGCCGCCAACAUCUAGUAGCUUGCCUCCUUCCUCUGUGACCGGGCCAGUGCCUGAUGUUGUUGGUUCUCACAAUGGACAAUAUGGGAUGGGAUUUCAAAACAGUAUGCCUUUGUAUCAACCCAGUGGAAAUCUCGGUCCUUGGGGACCAUCACCACAACCGCCAAUGUAUUGGCAAGGAUACUACCCUCCACCUCCCAACGGUCUCCCGCAAUUGCAUCAACAGUCUCUGGUUCGACCACCUCAGGGAAUGUCAAUGCAUACUUCUCUGCAGCAACCUCCGCAAUACCCUAACUUUAAUGCUUCUCUACCGUCUGGUUCCUCAGCUAUGCAGGGUUCAAGCUUGCCAGAAGCAACUCCUACGUUGUUUCCUUAUAGUAAUAGUACUAGUUCUCAAAUUCAAGCGCCGAGUGUAUCGCCUCCGUCUGGUCCUCCUCUACCGCUGUCUUCGGGCCUGCCUUCAGCACCAUCUGCUUCACAAGCUUCAGAGAUGUCACCUCCUUUGCUGUCUAACAAAGCUCCUGUUGCUGCUCCUCUUACCAUAUCUCAGGAUACUAGCUUGCCUACCUUUUCUCAAUCGACUACUAGAGCCGCUGAAAUAAGUGCUGGCCUUUCGCUGUCUAACAAGCCUAGCGCUGUUCCUGGUCCAGUCUCUAUGCCGCAGACAGCACCAUUGACGUCUGCUUCUUUGGUUGGAGGUUCUAGUACCAUUAGCCAAGAUAAGCCAAGACCUUUAUUGGUUACUCCUGGCCAACUGAUGCAGUCUGGAUCUGCUGCAGUCUCCUUGUCUACGCCCUCUCAAAAUACAGAUAAAGAUGUUGAGGUGGUUCAAGCACCAUCAUCAGCUGGCUUAGAACAAUCUGUUACUAAUACUUCAGAAGCACAACCCCCAAUAUUGCCAUUACCUGCCUCUGCAAGACCAGCUCACCAGCUAAAUGGGCAUUCAUACCCAAGUCAUAAUGGUUACAGGGGGGGACGUGGAAGAGGAGGAAGAGGAGCUGGGAGAUCAUCACACCAUGUAAUGAAGUUCACUGAAGAUUUUGAUUUCACGGCGAUGAAUGAAAAGUUCAACAAGGAUGAAGUCUGGGGUCAUCUUGGGAAGAAUACCAAAGACGGUGAUGGAGAUGAUGAAUACCCAGUUGAAGAUGAAGCUGAGCUGCCUAAGGCAGAUGUCAAUCCUGUUUACAAUAAAGACGACUUCUUCGAUAGCCUCUCAUCAAAUACCAUCAACCGAGACUCCCAAAACGCGAGACCUAGAUUCUCAGAGCAACGAAAACUAGAUACGGAGACAUUUGGUGAGUUCUCAAGAUCGAGAGGAGGCCGUGGUUAUGGCCGAAAUGGUUAUUCACGUGGCCGUGGCUAUGGUGGGCGCGGCGGAGGUGGCUAUGGAUAUGGUGGACGUGGCCAUGUGAGAGGCGUAUACAAUCGUACGUUCUAAAUGUUAUUUUCAAAAAGCAUUUCAAAAGACUCAAAAUCUGGGGAGUAAGAAGUUAGACAAGUUGGCAAUACGAUAAUAAUGCCUUUUUUUUUUUGGUUUUUGUAUGUUAUUUGUUUUUGAACUGUAGUCUUGACGUUAGUGAAGAAAUGCUUAUGUCUAUAAGUUCUUGCUUUCCUUAGUGUUUUCCAAAGAGAGGUCCAUUAUGAAUUUUCUUAUUAUCAUGUUGGGGACAAGUGUACUCCCAACUCUUCUCGCUUUCUUCAACCUGUCGAAUCCACC